AUCAAUUUGAAAUAAAUGGUUUUAGUAAUUAUUAGAGUAUAAAAAGCACUAAAGGACUACAUAAAUUGUGUAUUGAUUUAAAUUUAUACCUAAAGGAAUAGUGAUUUUUAGAUGAAGUACGUCGUCAUUUUUUGGUUAGCUGCUACCGUUGUAGCUAUACCAUCUACAGAAAAAGAUGCCUUUAUACAAAUAGGCAAUGAUAGAGAUGGUGCCGAUGUUGUGGCUAGGCCAGCUACAAAUCCUACAACGAUCGGCUCCAUUAAUGAGCAAUCGAAUAUUCAUAACUUUGAGAACCAAGAAAAGGAUACAGAGAAUCUUAACGAAAAAGAAAACGAAGAAGAAAGAUUUGAAGAACCAGUUCAGCCAAAUCUGGUAAAUGGAGAAAAUCUAUAUAGCAAUGCUGCAAUAGAACCUGAACCAAUUGUCAUACCUGGCCCGGUAUAUGAAGAUACAUAUGUACCAUUCAGACGGCCAUCCAUUUUCUCGGGAUUAUUUUCUUUUCUUCCUUCAUGGAUUACGUCGUUUCCCUCUAAGUGGCCUUUCAAAAAACCGUUUUUUCACCGAGCAUCUAUAUUAUAUCCAGACUAUUAUCCCGAGGAUGAGAUUGAGCAAAUGAUUUACUAGAAUGAAACCGUAAAACCAUUUUAAUGGUCCAAACUCAAAAUUUAACAUCUGAAUGUUAAAGUUUGAGAAAUUUGAUUAUGUUAAAUACAGAAUGAUAUUAAGUUUAUUGGAUAUUUACUUAUAUGUAAAACAAAAUCGGAAAUAAACGGGUGUAUAAUAUACACUAGAGGAGUCAACACUAGGUUUUAAGACUAAUUUUUAAGGAUUGUUAUUGUUGAUUUUUCAAUUUUUGUAUCGUUCCCUUUUAUUUUUAAUUUUAAUCAGAAUAAACAUUGUUUCACAUUUUAAA
Messenger RNA from Pieris rapae (cabbage white), 913 nucleotides. RefSeq lists its product as uncharacterized. Bases 112 to 624 code for a protein of 170 amino acids. The transcript is spliced from 2 exons. The record is from RefSeq and is a predicted model, not a curated record. NCBI's taxonomy places the organism in Eukaryota, Metazoa, Arthropoda, Insecta, Lepidoptera, Pieridae.